Messenger RNA from Vespa crabro (European hornet), 1319 nucleotides. RefSeq names its product snurportin-1 (gene Snup). NCBI's taxonomy places the organism in Eukaryota, Metazoa, Arthropoda, Insecta, Hymenoptera, Vespidae. Gene Ontology annotation, biological process: snRNA import into nucleus. Gene Ontology annotation, cellular component: cytoplasm; nucleus. The coding region runs from base 130 to 1146 and encodes 338 amino acids. The record is from RefSeq and is a predicted model, not a curated record. The transcript has 5 exons.
GAAUAACAAUUGUACAUAUGAAGAACGAACGACUUUUCAUCAAUGUGAUGUAGUUAUAGGUUAUAAAGUAUUUUACUGUAUAAAAAAUAUUUUCAAUGGUAUAAAGUAAGAAUUUUAAAACGUGACGAUAUGACAGAUAACAACAUUAGAAAUAUUGAGGAGAAACAGUGUAAAAAUGCUCGAUCAGUAUUUUACAAGAAACCUAUUAAAAAAGAUAAUUAUAAACUAGAUGUUGAUUAUAUUGACAGUCCUCAGGAAUUAAGACGGCAAAGACUUUUAGAAAUUCAAAAAAGAAAUAGAGAUGUCACAUUUAAUGCCGGACGAGAAAUAUUGGAAAUCUUUAACUCUGACAAUGAAAAUGAAGAAGAAAUGGAAAUUGAAUAUAAUAACAAGCCUUGGAAAAAGUAUGAACGAUGCAAACAUUAUGCCAAUCAAUUUAUGCUGUCAGAAUGGAUGUUUGAAGCGCCUCAGGAUAUUUUAGAAAAAUGGAUUAUAGUGCCUUGUCCUCAAGGCAAAAGGACUUUAAUAGUUGCACGCAAAAAUACAACAAAGGUUUUUAACAGACGUGGCAACAGGUUAGGAAAAUUUCAAUCUGUGCUGCCUGGAGGAAAUUCCAAUGAACAUCACAGUCGUUGUACUAUUCUGGAUUGUAUAUGGAUGGAAAAAGAAAAAACUUAUUUUGUCUUGGACGUGUUGGCAUGGUCUAAUCAAUCCCUUUUAAAUUGUGAUACAGAAUUUCGAUUCUUUUGGUUGAAAUCUAAAUUUCAAGAAAAAAAAGAACUACAAGAAGGUGGCAUCUUUAACAAUACUUAUCCUAUUUUACUUUUACCGCGUAUAUAUUUUGAUUCCAAUCUAGAAUCAGGUUUAGCAAAUUUAUCUGCGUUAGCACCUUUGGACGGAUUAUUAUUUUAUCAUCGUGAUGGAUUAUACACUCGCGGUCACACACCUCUUGUGACAUGGUUGAAGACUUUUAUGUUACCUGAAAUACUUGGAAUAUCUUUACCACCUCCAUUUGAUGAAAAACCUGAUGAUUACAUAGACAUUAGGCAUUAUUUGUUAAAUUUCAAAGCAAGGAAGCAUAAGGAGGAAGGGGCUGCUUUGACAAAUAAUAUGGAAAUUGUGGACGAGGAUGUUGAAGUAACAUAAAUUUGGCCUUAAGUACAGUAGACGAUCUUCUGACUGAAGAGAUGUACAAUAUGAAUAUAAGUAAUUACUGUUUCAAUUUAAUAUAACUAAAUUAUAUUUCAUCCAUAACAAAUUUAUUAUCUAUGUAAUAAAUAUAUAAUUAAUCUAAUAAAAAGAAAUAAAAAUAUUUUAAA